Messenger RNA from Mauremys reevesii (Reeves's turtle), 978 nucleotides. RefSeq names its product olfactory receptor 1009-like. Gene Ontology annotation, molecular function: G protein-coupled receptor activity; olfactory receptor activity. Gene Ontology annotation, biological process: G protein-coupled receptor signaling pathway. The record is from RefSeq and is a predicted model, not a curated record. The transcript has a single exon. NCBI's taxonomy places the organism in Eukaryota, Metazoa, Chordata, Testudines, Geoemydidae. Bases 1 to 978 code for a protein of 325 amino acids. Gene Ontology annotation, cellular component: membrane.
AUGGAAAAAGGAGAAGGAAGAAACCAAACACCCAUCCUGGAAUUCAUCCUCCUAGGAUUUGGGAAUGUCCCUGAACUGCAGCCCCUUCUCUUCCUCGUGUUUCUAGUGAUCUAUGCUGUGACUGUGCUGGGGAACAUCCUCAUUCUUGUGCUAGUUGUGGCUGAUCAGCACCUUCACACCCCCAUGUACUUCUUCCUGGGGAACUUGUCCUUCCUGGAGAUCUGCUACAGCUCCACCUUGCUACCCAGGCUGCUGGCCAGUCUCCUGACUGGGGACAGAACCAUUUCUAUUAAGGGCUGCUUUGUGCAAACAUAUUUCUUUGGUAUCCUGACAGCUACAGAAUCUCUGCUGCUAGCAGCAAUGUCUUAUGAUCGGUAUUUAGCGAUAUGCAAUCCACUCCGCUAUGCUGCUCUGAUGAAUGGCAGGAUUUGUUGCCAGCUAGUCGCAGGGUCCUGGAUAAGUAGCUUUCUAGCCUGCACCACAAUAAAUAUUUUCUUGUUCAAAUCAAAGUUUUGUGAUUCAAAAGAAAUUGACCAUUUCUUUUGUGAUUUUUCACCGGUGAUAAAGCUGUCCUGUGGCGACACCCAGGCUGUGCAACUGCUGACAUUUAUUGUCUCUGCCAUAGGGACAUUUGUGCCCUGUCUACUGGUCCUGACAUCCUACAUUCGUAUCAUCGCCACCAUCCUGAGAAUCCCGUCCACCACAGGGAGACAAAAGGCCUUUUCCACCUGCUCCUCUCACCUCAUUGUGGUUAUAGUUUAUUAUGGGACGCUGAUUACUGUCUAUGUGGUUCCAACAGCCGACAGUCACAAGGUCCUACACAAACUAGUCUCUGUCUUCUACACAGUCCUGACUCCCAUGAUCAAUCCUGUCAUCUACAGCCUGAGAAACAAGGAGGUCAAUGAGGCCCUGAGAAAAGCUAUUCUUAAACUAGUUGCUUUCAGAAACAGGCAUAGAACCUUAAACGACAAUUUUUAG